Molecule: messenger RNA, 1044 nt
Organism: Sinocyclocheilus anshuiensis
Lineage: Eukaryota; Metazoa; Chordata; Actinopteri; Cypriniformes; Cyprinidae
Product: thiamine-triphosphatase-like
Exons: 4
Coding region: 77-787 (236 amino acids)
Biological process (GO): thiamine diphosphate metabolic process; dephosphorylation; thiamine metabolic process
Molecular function (GO): thiamine triphosphate phosphatase activity; magnesium ion binding
Source: RefSeq, a predicted model, not a curated record
AAAACAUCAGAAGAAGAAGAAGAAGAAGGCGAAGAAGACCCCGAUUCCGCGUCUGUCCUCUGAUUGAUCAAACAAAAUGACUGUAGAGGUUGAAAGAAAAUUCGUUUGUGAUGCAGAAAUUAUGGAGAGACUACAGGAUAUUGGAGCUAAAUGCAUUGGUCAGCGGCAGUUCCGAGACCAGUAUUUUGACUCACCAGAUUUCAUCCUCACACUAAAAGAUUUCUGGCUGAGAUGCCGAGAGGGAUUGUGGGAGUUGAAAUGCCCUGCAGUUUCAGGAGCUGCACCUGACAAUGACACUGAGACCCUUUGUACACAAUACAGAGAGAUAACCAGUUUGCCUCUGAUUCAAUCAGAAGUCAGCAGGAUUAUCAGGGAACACACUGCUGAAGGGAGUGAAUCGAAUUCCUCACCAAGGGAACAAAUUGACAAAGUCGCAGAAAAUGAGGACACAGAGAUCUGUUCAGCAGAUGACACAAAGUGGCUGAAUGUCCUCAAUCUCGUCUGUUUUGCCGAGUUCAAGACCGAGCGCUGCUCUUACAUGCUAGAGAGAGAGGCCGGUGCAGUGCGGGUGGAUCUGGACCAGGCUGAUUUUGGAUAUUGUGUGGGAGAGAUUGAGGUUCUGGUGCCUGAAGGAGGUGACAUGAAUGCAGCUCUGCAGAGGAUUACAGGCAUUGCUGCAGAACUGGGUUUAAGUUGUGAGAAGAAAAUAAAGGGGAAAAUGGAUGUUUACCUUCAAAGAUAUCGACCUGAACACUAUGCAAAGCUUCUUAGUGCACAUAUUUUAUGAGGAAUCUCUAGUGUAACAUAUAAUUUGUAGUUUUUAAAUUCUGUUUCAUUUAUGAUUCAUCCUUAAUGCUCAUAUUUUAAUGAGAAAAUAAGCACUGGUAACAUAUUUUAUAGUGUAUUGUGAUUAACAAAUAGGCUAUAUUGUGUUUAGUUGAGGUAAAGAUUAAUACAGAAAAAGAAGCGAAUUAAAAAAUAUAUAGUACAUAGGCAGCUAUAUAUCAUGGCAGUUUGGGUCAGUUAAUCAGAUAUCUGGUUGAA